Morone saxatilis (striped sea-bass) is the source of this 3952-nucleotide messenger RNA. RefSeq names its product dipeptidyl peptidase 9-like. The record is from RefSeq and is a predicted model, not a curated record. NCBI's taxonomy places the organism in Eukaryota, Metazoa, Chordata, Actinopteri, Moronidae. Gene Ontology annotation, molecular function: dipeptidyl-peptidase activity; serine-type peptidase activity. Bases 274 to 2901 code for a protein of 875 amino acids. Gene Ontology annotation, biological process: proteolysis. The transcript has 21 exons.
GAACCCUCCUGCCUCAAAGAGCACUGACCGCACUCACCAGAGCGGCAGUGCGGCCCUGAAAAGGCUCCGGGCUGUACUCCUCCAGUGAUAAGGUUCCUCCUCUUUCCGAUCUGAAGCCAGCUACAUUUUGUGUGGCCACUCUGGGCCAUGGAUACAACCUUUAGCAGUUGCACAAUCUGUUUCUUGAGACCAAGAUAAUAAAAUCUAGAACUUGGUUAAAGAAACAGUGGCCAGACUGGUUACAGAGUCGGAGUGAGGCGUGUUGACCGGUGAAUGCAUAGAGUCAAGAAGGUAAAACUCUGUGACAAUAAAGAAGGUAUCUGGAAAAGCUGUGUGACAGUGAGCAUGACGGCUGUGGACGGCCUUUCGGACAGCACAGAGGUGGUGGAGAUGGAGGAUGUCCCAUCUCAGUUCUUUGUGGAGAAACACUCUUGGGAGGGCCUCCGUGACAUUAUCCACUGUAGCAGGAAGUACUCGGGCAUGAUCGCCAACAAGGCUCCCCAUGACUUCCAGUUCGUGCAGAAGAAGGAUGAGAAUGGACCCCACUCCCACCGGUUGUACUACCUCGGAAUGCCUUACGGAAGCCGAGAGAACUCAUUACUCUACUCAGAAAUCCCCAAGAAGAUCCGGAAAGAGGCUCUCUUAGUGUUGUCAUGGAAACAGAUGCUGGAUCAUUUCCAGGCUACACCGCACCAGGGGGCCUAUUCUCGAGAGGAGGAGUUGCUGAGAGAGCGUAAACGUCUUGGAGCAUUUGGUAUCACGUCCUAUGACUACCAUGCCCAGACGGGCCUGUUCCUCUUCCAGGCCAGCAAUAGCCUCUUCUACUGCCAGGAUGGAGGCAACAAUGGCUUCAUCCAGUCUGUUCCUGUAAAACCAGUGGAGAUUAAGACCCAGUGCUCAGGGACCCGCAUGGACCCUAAGAUCUGCCCUGGAGACCCUGACUUCAUAGCCUUCAUCAACAAUAACGACCUGUGGAUAGCCCACAUUAAGACUGGCGAGGAAAGGAGACUCACUUACUGUCACAAAGGUGUGGAUAGUGUUAAGGAAGACCCCAAGUCUGCAGGUGUAGCAACGUUUGUCAUCCAAGAAGAGUUUGACCGUUUCACUGGCUACUGGUGGAGUCCCUCAGCAGUGGAAGACCCUAAUGGAGGUAAAACGGUGUACCUGCUGUACGAAGAGGUGGAUGAGACAGAAGUAGAGAUUAUUCAUGUUCCCUCUCCGGCACUGGAAGAGCGGAAAGCAGAUGCUUACAGAUAUCCACGUACAGUUUUAAGGGGUCAGCUUGGGGUUUUUGAGCUGAUUGUGAGCACGCAAGAUAAAGAACUGGCCAUCCCCUUCACCUCCUUGUUUCCGGGGACAGAAUACAUUGCCAGAGUAGGAUGGACAAGCGACGGCAAAUAUGGCUGGGCAGUGCUUCUGGACCGCAGUCAGAGAAAACUACAGCUGGUCCUGCUGCCUCCAGCCCUCUUCAUCCCUGUCACAGAUGACACAGCUCAGAGGCAGGAGAGUCUGGAGGCUGUGCCCAGUAACACACAGCCAUACAUAAUCUAUGAAGAGACCACCGACGUGUGGAUUAAUGUUCAUGAUAUAUUCUAUCCAUUUAUUCAAACAACAGAAGAUGAGUUUACUUUCAUUUGGAUAAAUGAGUCUAAAACAGGUUUCAGCCAUCUGUAUAAAAUCACAUCCCUGUUACAACCAGGCUGCUACCAUUGGACAGAGGACUACCAACACAUGGAGGGAGACUUCAAAUGUGCAAUCAAGGAAGAGGUUGCACUGACCAGUGGAGAAUGGGAAGUGCUGGCAAGACAUGGUUCCAAGAUCUGGGUGAAUGAGUCAUCAAAGCUGGUGUACUUCCAGGGCACCAGAGACACUCCUCUGGAGCACCACCUCUAUGUGGUCAGCUAUGACUCACCAGGGGAUGUGGUCAGGCUAACCAAGCCCAGCUUCUCUCAUAGCUGCUCUGUUAGUCAGAACUUUGACUUUUUUGUCAGCCACUACAGUAACGUGAGUACACCUCCAUGUGUUCACGUCUACAAACUGACCAGCUCAGAAGGUGACCCACUACACAUGGUACCUGAGUUCUGGGCCAGCAUGAUGGAAUCACCAGGUUGCCCAGGAGAUUACAAUCCACCUGAGAUUUUUGACUUUCCUGGGAAGUCAGGCUUCCAGCUUUAUGGGAUGGUGUACAAGCCUCACAACCUGCAGCCUGGCAGGAAACACCCAACUGUUCUCUUCGUGUAUGGAGGCCCGCAGGUGCAGCUGGUGAACAACUCCUUCAAGGGGAUGAAGUACCUCCGUCUGAACACGCUGGCCUCUCUGGGCUACGCUGUGGUUGUCAUUGACGGGAGGGGUUCCUGUCAGAGGGGCCUUGAAUUUGAAGGAGCACUGAAAAACAAAAUGGGUCAGGUAGAGAUUGAAGACCAGGUUGAAGGGCUGCAGUACGUGGCAGAGAACUUUAACUUUGUGGACCUGAGCCGUGUCGCCAUUCACGGCUGGUCCUAUGGUGGUUUCCUCUCUCUCAUGGGCCUCAUUCAGCGACCCAAUGUCUUCAAGUUGGCUAUUGCAGGCGCCCCGGUGACUGUGUGGAUGGCCUACGACACAGGCUACACAGAGCGUUACAUGGAUGUGCCUGAAAACAACCAGCAGGGCUACGAGGAAGGCUCUGUGGCCCUGCAUGUGGACAAGUUGCCCAGCGAGCCCAACCGUUUGCUGAUUCUCCAUGGAUUUCUAGAUGAAAAUGUGCACUUUUUCCACACCAAUUUCCUAGUGUCACAGAUAAUCCGUGCUGGGAAGCCCUACCAGCUUCAGGUAUACCCCAACGAGCGACACAGUAUUCGCUGCCCUGAGUCUGGAGAGCACUACGAGAUAAUGCUGCUGCACUUUCUACAACAAUACCUCUGAAAUGAGACAACGGGGGAGAAGUGAAGUCUAGUUUCCCCUCUGUCCUCCUUUACCCUUCCAGCUCACCGCCCACCUUUAGUCUCCCUGACCUCCCCACCCCAACCCCAUCUCCAACUGUUCACACCGUCACUGAGAGACUAUCAGACACUCUACAGCCACUAGCCACUCUCUCCUGUGAACUAGUCAUGUAACUUCUCCAUUAUACUUCCCCUCUUUUGCUCUCUCUGUCUCUUGUUCUGUUACUCGCUUGCUCGCUCUGUCUCCUCCAUGCCCUCCCCCCCGUGUACAGUCUGGGGUAUGGUUUACGAGCACAGAUAUGUGGUGUCUCACCCUGAAAGCUGAACAAAGACAAGGACAUAUGGAGAAAUAUUUGCAGGCUGUGUCACAUUGACUCAUAGCUCACCCACAUCCUCAUCUCCACAACAAUGAUGGUUUUUGCCAAAUGUUAUUGUGUUGUUUUCCCGCUUAUUCCACCUUUUUAUUCACUCAAGUCAGUGGUAGGAACGGGGUUACAGUUCACGGAUAUGAAAUGGAAUAUAUACACAUAUUCGCAGACAUGAGCUCCCACACUAUACAUACAUACAUGUGUAAAAUACAGUUUAUCAGUAAAUACUCAGAACACUCAGAAGCACACUAACACAGAAUUGCAAUAUCCCUACAUACUGUGAGUCUGAACUUUGCAGUUUGUGUAAUGAAGAAAGGAAGAAAAAAACGAGACUCUUCCUCUGUCCACUUGUUUUAAGUGUGUGUCGUUUAAAAUAAAACAUUUUAUGGAUUUUUAUUAUUUUUUAAUGAGUGCUGAGAGAAGCCGCUCAUUGAUAUUUUGGCGCCGUUUUCUCCCCUCAUAUUACAUUGCUCAAGAUGUCUGCUUGCCUUCUUAACACAUAAUUUAUAUUUGCCAAAGUACCUCUUGACUCUUGAUCAUGCUGGUAUUUCCUUUUUUUACUGCAAUAAAGACAACAGGAGGGUGAGUACUGGAGUCUUACAACAGCUUUGUACCACCGGAAUACAAUUUGUACAUGAUAAUGAAUAAAUGUAUGAAUCAGUCACA